AUGUUUUCCUCGCUCAACAGUGGCGCCGCCAACAGCACCGGCACCCCAGCCAGCAGUACUCGUGGCCGCCGCCGCCAGCGACCUGUAUCCGAUGAAUCUGUCCGCCAGCCCAAGGCCAAGCGCGCCAGAAUACCUCUGAACGAGCAGACAUUCAACCCCGAGGCCAACCAGAACGAGACAUACGAAGUCAAGCCUGCGCGAUCCUCUGUCGCCAGCCUUAAGCAGGACGGCAUCGACGGCAUCGAGAACAGCCCGUCGCAAACCAAGAAGGAGCUCAGCUUCCGCUCCAAAAAGGCUAAGACCGGCGAGCGCUUGAGCAAGGGAGAUGGAAGUGUGGUACUAACGAGUAACAAUGCCUUCGCCGUGAGCAAACUACCAGCCCUGCCAGACAGGCUUCGAGCAGAUGCACAAAGCCGACAACAUGGUGUCCUCGACCCCUCCACCGGCUACGCCCUGAGCCUCACCCACACACACGCCGUUGUAUGGCCAUAUUCAGUUUCCUCUUCUUCCCCCGAAUCCUUCACAUUUUCGCUGCCAUAUCCUUCGAGGCACUCGAGUGAUCCCUUACCGCUAGGGUCACUUGUGCCUCCCUCAGCCUCUUCGUCCGAGCCAGGUCUGGUCGUUGUCAUGCCUACGAGCGGGAAAAUCACAUACUGGGAAUCCAUCUCGAGCGCGUCAACACUCGACUUUAUGCGACAACAACGCAAUGGGGUCGAAGACUCGAUAUCGGGCAUGUGGUCGAGCGAGAACGUCAUCCAGAUCGUCAGCGCCGAAGCAGCCGCGGGUUUCGUUCUGGCUUUCAGCAGUGGACGUAUGGCCUACAUGAGCGUCCGCGAUGCCCAUGGCAAGCCCGCCAUUGCCCUACAAUUUCUACGCACAACCCUCGGACCGUCAACCGGAGGCAUUUUCGGCAGCCUUCGACACUUGGUCUCAUCCUCCUCAAUCCAGGGCGAGAUUGCAGCUGUGAGAUCUGACAGGUCCCUGAAGCAGGGAGAGCAAACUGUUGUUGCCGCAACAGUCAAGGGCCGAUUCCAUGCCUGGAAAAUCCAUCGCGGUGGCCACCAUGACCUGCUCACCGAGUUCGAUGCCAAGGAGACGAUCGUCCGUGCGAUUGCUGAGGUCAAUACCGACAAUAGCCUCUCCCAUGAUUCCCUCAAGAUCCACGACUUCGCUUUCGUCCCCAAGGACAUGGACGACAAACACGCCGACAUGAGCCAGCUACGCCACGCCCCGGCCUCGGUCACCCUUCAACACAUACUUGUUCUUGCUUCUUUGUCCAGCAAAAACGUCGGUCGAUAUUUCCUCGUCGAAGUCAACAUUCCAAAUGGCGCGUCAGCCGAGACGCCCAUCACUGUUGGCACCGUCAGGCCUAUCACAAGCUAUACAACUCCUCCGGAUCCGCAUGCGCUGGUGAAACCAAGGCUUCACCUGCCGAGGCCAGCCGUCGUCUCUUUUCUCGUGUUCGAGCGUGCAGUAAUUAUCGCAUCGAUUGCAAAGGCCCCAGCGUCCCCCGACUCACAAUUACAAUUCGAGAACCACACUCUGCCCCCAACCUACGAAGACGUGAUAGACCUGAGGGCAGACCCUACACUUGAAGUUGUUGCUUCUAACGUCGAAGAACCGCAAGCGCCAGGAUCCGAUGAGUCUCGCACAUACCGGAUCAAGGCCAAGAACCCUUCAGCUAUUCUUCUUAUCCGUGGGACGGGAACGGUGCGCGUUGCAACCACCGACAUUGAACGUUUCGCGAGCGAGCAGCCCCCCAAAAUCACCCCCAAAGGCAAACUCGAACAGGCCGUUUUCUUCGGCAUCAAGGAUGACAAUCCGUUGGUCUUUGAUGUACCGCGACAGUUGCCUUUUAGUGAUAAGGAACUUGCCGACGCCGCCCUCGAGCUCAGCCAGGAUAUUCUAACCUCAAACAGCCCUCAUCUUGCCAGUCUAGCACCUCAUCUCGAAAACAACAUGCUGACUCGUGUGCGAGCUCUGGAAAAACUCAUCGUACACCUGAAUAGCCUGAAAGUGAAGCUGGGCAGGGCUACCAAAUGGGAGUUGCUCUGGAACGCUGAGAAACUGCAAACUGCUCGCUUGGUUUGGGCCAAGCAUGAGAAGUUCGUCCACGACCGUGCCGACGACGACAAGAAGGACCUCAUUGCCGAUAUCGUUUACUACAUACGUGACGAGGAAAAGAACCAACCCAAUGUCGCCAAAGGAGAAGUCGACACGCUGCGACACUGGUUUGUGCAUGACUCGCACAGGAUGAAUAUCUUCCUCGCCUGGGCGUACGAGGUCAUCAAGUACCAGUCCAAGGCCAAGGCAGCCAACGUUAUUCUGACGCGCUUGAUUUACGAAGCGGUCGAGGUUAUGAAUGGCGCACUGCGGGAUGCAAUGGAGUUCCGCAGGAGGCAUCUUGCCUUGUACGGGUUGUCCGGCGAGAAGCUUGCCAAUGGCAUUCUGGCCAGCAAUUAUGCCGACCUGCCAAACCCUUGGACCUCUGAUCAGUUCAUUGCCAACAAUCUCAAACGUCUAGUCGAAUUGGCCUCGGAAUGGGUCAACACCGACAACCACGCAACCUCGCCUACUGACGCGGAGAAGCCACUGAUUCAGCGAAUUCGUACACUAUUACCUGAUCUCACCGAGGUUUACCUGACGUCAUUGCAAGAACUGUCCCGGUGGGCUCUCGUCAGUGACGAUCCAAACACCGUUAAACUAGGCGAGACGUUCGAGGAGACCUACCAGAGUGACCGUUACGAUAAGAUCAUUUUACUGGCCGCGUCACAGAACUGGACAGCUGCAUAUAGACUUGCGGAAGAGCACAAGGCACUUGACGCUCUUGGUCUGGUCCUGAUCACAGAAGAACAAGAAUACAAAGCAAAGCUUGAACGAGGCGGCCUGUCUCCCGAGGAAAGCCGACGGCUACAGGAUCUACUGGAUGCCAAGGCCGAGCAAAGGCAGACCUAUAUGGAAAAGUACGGCAAGGAAUUUGCCUUCCCUUACUACGAGCAUCUCAUAGAUCAGUGUGGCGUCGACGCAGUACUGGAGGAGAAUGGCGACAAGCUCUUCAAGACGCCGUUUCUCCGUACGCACCGACAAUACGCCAAGCUCUCUUGGAUCCAUGACAUCACCACAGAAGGCGAUAUCAUCAGCGCAGGAGACACUUUAGUCGACCUUGGCUUGCACCGCGAGAACAAGGUCUGGAACAAGAAGAUUGAGCUUAGCUUGGGUAAGCUUGCUCGUAUGGCCGAAGCGUCGCGCCCUUCCAGCAAGGCCUCCUUCAGUGCUCAAGCUGCCACUAUCAGCGCGAAUGUGACAGAGGCCGGUGUUGAGGCGAUUGACAAAGAGCUUGCCAUUAUCCGAAUUCAAGACGAUCUUUUUGAGCAACUUCGCCCUGUGCUUGAGACCGCACUUGACGAGUCAGCUCAGCUCGCUUUAGUGGUUGAGGCUUUCGCGCCGAAAAUACCCAAGAAGUAUAAAAUCCUGUUGGAUAUCUUUGAAAACGGCCUUGAUCGACUGCUCAAACGCGAUGCUCUUGACCCUUUGACCUUGAUCGAUAUCCUUACUUUGGCUCAGCUCGACGCUGAUUUCAAGCAAGCCAUGCCAGAUCAGUUCUUCGAAGCUCUUGAAGUAGCUCAUUACGGAAUCAAGGACGCUGCCCAACGGGAGGAAGCCGAAAGAUUAAUCUGGAGGAGAUGCUUCCUUCGCGAAGAAUGGACAAAGAUCAACAACACCUCUUUGAAGGGUGAUACCGAUGUCAUGGAAGUCCUAGGAAACACCGAACUGUUCCAGGUCUUCUGUGUGCUGUAUACGAUCCAGCAUGAAGCUGAGCCAAGGAAUUAUCGACGCUGGCUCCCAUCAGAGGUCUUGGGUGUCUACACCGAACAACCAGACAAACGUUUCAUCAAAGGCGACAAAAGCACUCGUGAGAAGCUCUUGGAGGCGAUGCAGUGGGAGGACAACAACCUCAACAAGCACAUUGAGAAACACCGUUUGGAUCAUUGGGCGAAGGAGACUCGGAAGCUGGCUGAAGCAGCUGUCGACGACCAUGCUGAUACGAAAACAGCAGAAGGCGCAAUCUCGCCCGCCUUUUCGCCGUCCCGGUCUAGAUCGAAGGCCUCCAACGGCUUCACGCAGAAUGGCAGCGCACACUAG
Molecule: messenger RNA, 4143 nt
Organism: Truncatella angustata
Lineage: Eukaryota; Fungi; Ascomycota; Sordariomycetes; Amphisphaeriales; Sporocadaceae
Product: Nup133 N terminal like-domain-containing protein
Exons: 4
Coding region: 1-4143 (1380 amino acids)
Biological process (GO): poly(A)+ mRNA export from nucleus; protein import into nucleus; transcription-dependent tethering of RNA polymerase II gene DNA at nuclear periphery
Cellular component (GO): nuclear pore outer ring
Molecular function (GO): protein binding; structural constituent of nuclear pore
Source: RefSeq, a predicted model, not a curated record